AUGGUUUUUCCGUCUGUUCCUGCCUUUCUAGAUCCACCCAACUGGAACCAGGUGAGCCUUCUUCCCACGACGACCUCCCCUAUUUUCCAAUUUCUUUCUCCACUGCUUCUUCAAAGCCAAAGCACGAUGUAAAGGACCCAAAAAAGGAAAAUAUUCUCACUCCCCCUCCACCCCACCCUCUCUCUCAUAUUUCCUCUUGAAUAUGCUACUGAUUUCAUCUCUUCCUCCCGGUUCCACUGGAUCUUCUUCUUCUUCUUCUCCUUCUCCCUGACGACGAUGAUCUUACUUUUUGUUUGUUCGAUGUAGCAACCGAACUAUCAGCAGGAAGCCGGAGGCCAGGUUCACCAGCAGCCCCCAGCACCGCCGCAACGUCCCGAUGACAAGAUCUCAGGCGCUGCCAGGCCGAGCUCCAUGGGCGACCGUGCACGCCUGGCGAAGCUCCCUCAGCCGGAACCUGGACUCAAGUGUCCUCGAUGCGAUUCCACCAACACCAAAUUUUGCUACUUCAACAACUACUCCCUCUUGCAGCCCCGUCACUUCUGCAAGGCCUGCCGCCGGUACUGGACACGUGGUGGUGCCCUCCGGAACGUCCCCGUCGGCGGCGGCUGCCGCCGCAACAGGCGGAGCAAGAGCGGAGGAGGCUCCAAGACAGCGGUGGCCGCCACAGAGCGGCAAACGGUAUCCUUUGCCGCUGCAACUUCUGCCGCCGGUCUCAGCGAGAUUCCCCCCAACAUAACCACUCAGACGCAGCAGCUCCCAUUCCUUUCUCCUUUACAACCCUUGUUCGAUUAUGGAGCAACCGCGGCGAGUCUCGGAUUGGCUUUCCAGGGCAUCCAGCCGCUCGAAGGGGUUGACUUUCAGCUGGGGGGCAGUUCGAGUGUUCCUCUUGAGCAGUGGAAACUCCAGCAAUUUCCCCCGCCACCAGCGCCGCCGGCUAUGGGGCUGUUUCCAUUUGACGGAGAAGGGGGUGUAGGAUGCUUCGCGGGGCAGCUGCAUGGGAAGCCAUCGUCAUCGGGGCUCAUCUCCCAUCUGUCCUCCGUCAAAAUGGAAGGUAACCCUAGAGGGAUAAAUUUGCCGAGACAGUAUCUGGCAAUCACUGGUGAUAACCAGUACUGGAGUGUCUCUGGCGGAGGGGGCGGCGGCAGCAGCAACGGCGGUGGAAGCGGCGGUGGCGGCGGAUGGACGGAUCUCCCGGAGUUCAAUUCCUCCUCCACCGGUAACAUACUCUAA
Spirodela intermedia is the source of this 1230-nucleotide messenger RNA. NCBI's taxonomy places the organism in Eukaryota, Viridiplantae, Streptophyta, Magnoliopsida, Alismatales, Araceae. The record is from the annotation of a GenBank genome assembly.